AUGGAGGGGUCUGAGAGUAUUCAGAUCAUUCCACCCAUACCAAUGGACGAAAAUGAAAUUGAUGAGAGGACACCGCUGCUACAAGAUCGGAACAAGAAUGGUGCCUCGCAGGAGUUGUCUCCAUCCGUCAAUGGCGACACCGAGCAGGUCAUCAUCGUCGAGGAGAUAGCAGGCUUCAAAUUAUGGCUCAUCCUCUGUACUUGCUGGGUUGGUGUGUUUCUCGGCGCCAUUGAUACGACUAUUAUUGCCACGCUAUCGGCCCCUAUCUCCAGCGAGUUCCACUCACUAGGUCUGUUAUCAUGGCUCGCGGCUGCUUAUCUCAUAUCCAAUGCCGCAUGUCAGCCUCUUUCUGGACGUCUGACGGAUAUCUUCGGAAGAGGACCUGGCCUUGUUUUCAGCAAUAUAUUCUUUGCGGCAGGCAAUCUCAUCUGCGGCCUUGCCCAGGAUGCGAAUGUCAUGAUCCUCGGCCGAGUCAUCGCUGGAAUCGGAGGUGGCGGUCUUAUGUCGAUAAGUACAUUCCUAUGUACUGACUUGGUCCCGCUACGGAAUCGCGGGGUUAUUCAAGGUGUCGGCAAUAUCUUAUUCGGAAGCGGAGCAAUGCUGGGUGGUGUCUUCGGAGGUCUGCUCAACGAUCAUUCGGCUGGAGGGUGGCGUUUAGCGUUCUUGUGCCAGGUCCCUCCCGUUUUGGUUUCGGCCUGUCUAGUUGCCUAUCUUGUUCGAGUACCUCCCAAGAUAUCUGAGAAGUCGUACCUAGCUCGCAUCGACUUCACCGGUGCCUUCUCUCUCCUCGUGUUCCUCAUCUUGUUGCUACUUGGUUUGAAUGCUGGGGGUAAUCUGGUUCCAUGGCUACAUCCCCUACCUCUCACGACGUUGCCGCUGUCUGUCGUGGCGUUGAUCGUUUUCAUUAUCUGGGAAACACGCGCCAAGCAGCCUGUUAUUCCUGUUCGGCUGCUCCUACAUCGAACUGUAAUCAGGAGUAGUGGUCUUGUUCGCACCUAUUGGAAUAUGCAUUUGCUCAGUUGGAAGUGGGCUAAUUAUGAAGAAAACUGGACGUUAUGUAAGUGCCUAUUUGAUGUUUUCCAGCUCGAAUGCCAUUAUAUACCCCCCUUUUCAAAGACUUCUAUCAAAGCGCUUCAGGGCAUUGAUCUAUUCUACCCUUCAACGGAGGUGUUGGCUCUGGGUAUCUUUGCGGUGGCACUCCUGCCUGCUGCCGCUAUCAUCCUUACGACACUUGACGAGAAUUCCCCGCAGUGGCCCCUGAUGAUCGCGUUCUUCCUCCUGGGUUCCGGCCACGGUGCCAUGCUUACCAUUACGCUUCUCGCCUGUCUAGCAGCAGUUGACCAUUCUGACCAAGCCACGAUCACAUCUGCCACCUACGCAUUUCGAUCCGUUGGUGCCACAGUGGGCGUUACCGUCGCCUCCACCAUCUAUCAGAACGUGCUCAAGCUCCAGUUAUGGGAUCGUUUCGGGGAUUUCCCGGGAGCGGCGGAGGAGAUCAGCCGAAUCAGGGAUGAUCUGGAUGAACUUAAGCAUCUCCCCGAUGGCUGGUACGAUGGCGUCAUCGCAUCGUUUAUGGAAGCCUUCAGGAGUGUAUGGUUUACCGCGCUCGGUCUAACCCUCUUUGCGCUUGUCAGCGUCUCCUUCAUGAAGCAGCAUAAGCUGCACUCGACCUUAUCUCGUAAUGAGGCGGAGUAG
Molecule: messenger RNA, 1695 nt
Organism: Hypoxylon fragiforme
Lineage: Eukaryota; Fungi; Ascomycota; Sordariomycetes; Xylariales; Hypoxylaceae
Product: MFS general substrate transporter
Exons: 4
Coding region: 1-1695 (564 amino acids)
Biological process (GO): basic amino acid transport; transmembrane transport
Cellular component (GO): fungal-type vacuole membrane
Molecular function (GO): basic amino acid transmembrane transporter activity
Source: RefSeq, a predicted model, not a curated record